Molecule: messenger RNA, 597 nt
Organism: Stomoxys calcitrans (stable fly)
Lineage: Eukaryota; Metazoa; Arthropoda; Insecta; Diptera; Muscidae
Product: lectin subunit alpha
Exons: 3
Coding region: 37-570 (177 amino acids)
Source: RefSeq, a predicted model, not a curated record
CAUUGACUUCAUUCGUUUCCAAUCAAUCGUUUAAAAAUGUUCUUUGCUUUAUUUAAAACUACAAUUUUAAUUUUGGUGGCUGCGCAAGUUACUCAUGCAGUGGUUUACGAUAAAUGGCAUGGCAUGGAGGAAUUUGGUAAAAUUUUUAUAGAAGAAGAACAAAAGUACAAUUGGUUUGAGGCGUGGAACGAAUGUGCCAUAAGAAAUAUGACCUUAAUUGCCGUGGACACAGUGGAGAAAAAUGCCGCAUUGGAUGGCAUACUACGAAAAAAAUUUGCUAAAUGUCCCAAUUUAUGGAUUGGCGGCAAUGAUCUUGGCGAAGAGGGCAAAUUCAUUUGGACUCCAACAGGCAAACGUUUUGAAUUCUCCAAUUGGCAAAAGGGACAACCGGAUAACUACAAAAGCAAUAACCACUGUGUCCACUACUAUAACAUUGCAGAUUUUGAGUGGAACGAUGCCCCAUGUUCUUCGAAAAUUGGUUUCAUCUGUGAAGAGAAUCAUUUCUUGAGGUUGGCUCGAAGAGAUCUGGAUAUUAAGAAAAAUUUUAUAGAUCAAUUGUUUGCACUGUAAAAUACUUAUAAAUAUAUAAAAAAAAUU